Molecule: messenger RNA, 2186 nt
Organism: Volvox carteri f. nagariensis
Lineage: Eukaryota; Viridiplantae; Chlorophyta; Chlorophyceae; Chlamydomonadales; Volvocaceae
Exons: 6
Coding region: 33-1484 (483 amino acids)
Biological process (GO): L-methionine cycle
Cellular component (GO): cytosol
Molecular function (GO): adenosylhomocysteinase activity
Source: RefSeq, a predicted model, not a curated record
CGAGGUAGCCUGUUUCAUAUCGGUCGAUCAAGAUGGCUCUCUCAGUGGACACCGUGAAUGGCCGUGAGUACAAGGUCAAGGAUAUUGCUGAGGCGAAUUUUGGUCGCAUCGAGAUUGAGCUGGCCGAGGCGGAGAUGCCGGGUCUGAUGGCUUGCCGCACCGAGUUUGGCCCUGCCCAGCCGUUCAAGGGUGCUAAGAUCACGGGCUCUCUGCACAUGACCAUCCAGACUGCCGUGCUGAUCGAGACCCUUACGGCGCUUGGUGCUGAGGUCCGGUGGUGCUCGUGCAACAUUUUCUCCACCCAGGACCAUGCUGCGGCUGCCAUUGCCCGCGAUUCGGCUGCCGUGUUUGCUUGGAAGGGCGAGACCCUGGAGGAGUACUGGUGGUGCACAGAGCAGGCCCUUACUUGGGAGGGCUGUGACGGCCCCGAUCUCCUUGUUGAUGACGGUGGUGAUGCCACCCUGCUUAUCCACGAGGGUGUCAAGGCCGAGGCUGCUUUUGCCAAGGACGGUACUUUGCCUGACCCAGAUAGCACCGAUAAUGCUGAGUUCAAGAUCGUGCUGGCUCUGAUCCGCGACACCAUUAAGAAGGAUCCCACCAAGUGGACGCGCAUGUCGACGAAGGUUGUGGGUGUAUCGGAGGAGACGACCACGGGCGUGAAGCGUCUGUACGAGAUGCAGACCAGUGGCGCUCUGCUGUUCCCAGCGAUUAACGUCAACGACUCGGUCACCAAGUCCAAGUUCGAUAACGUGUAUGGCUGCCGUCACUCCCUGCCCGAUGGCAUCAUGCGCGCCACGGACGUGAUGAUUGCUGGCAAGACUGCCUUCAUUGCCGGCUACGGUGAUGUCGGCAAGGGUUGCGCGUCGGCUAUGAAGGCGGCGGGCGCCCGCGUCAUCGUGUCGGAGAUUGACCCUAUUUGUGCGCUGCAGGCCUGCAUGGAGGGCUACCAGGUCCUGCCUCUGGAGGAUGUUGUCGAGACUGUCGAUAUCUUCGUGACUACGACCGGCAACAAGGACAUCAUCAUGGCUCAGCACAUGGCUAAGAUGAAGAAUAACGCCAUCGUUGGCAACAUUGGUCACUUCGACAAUGAGGUUGAUAUGGCGGGCCUGUACGCUUUCCCUGGCAUUAAGCGCCAGAAUAUCAAGCCCCAGGUCGACCGCUUCAUCUUCCCGGACGGCCACGCAGUCAUUAUCCUUGCGGAGGGCCGUCUGUUGAACCUGGGCUGCGCCACUGGCCACCCCUCGUUCGUCAUGUCGUGCUCGUUUACUAACCAGGUCAUUGCCCAGUUGGAGCUUUGGAACGAGCGCAGCAGCGGCCGCUACGAGAAGAAGGUCUACGUGCUUCCCAAGCACCUGGACGAGAAGGUAGCGGCGCUGCACCUGCCCAAGCUGGGUGCCAAGCUCACGCGCCUGUCACCCGAGCAGGCUACCUACAUCAACGUUCCGGUCGAUGGCCCCUACAAGCCGCUGCACUACCGCUACUAAGCAAAUUAUUUUUUUCCUGCUCAAUGCAAAAUGGUUGGCUUAAACAAUACCUAGGCGCAGCAAUGGCACACCUGGGGAGCUGGAUAGGUGUGGUCCUUCUGCCGGUGGUAGUGAUAAUUGCGAUGGUCCAGGAUUAUAUGCUCGUAAAAAAGCACAGCUGCGGUGUUUUGUGUGAAGCAUUUAUUUAGGGCGAAGGCGCAGGGGCGGAAAAUUAUCACGGACACGCAAUACUGGUGGUAAUUCACGCACCGCCGGUGUUGGCGUGUUUUGCGAUGUUUCAAUGAAGACGAAGCUCAAUAGGGUACGACCGUUUGGCUAGUAGCGUAUGUCGUGUCGUUAUAGCCUGAGGCGUAUUCUACGCUGUCCUUUCGACAACAGCAGCAGCACAUCCAUAAUGGACAUAGUGCGCAUAUGGCAGCUUGUCCUGUAACGUUGCGGGAUUGGAAUGUUGGCUACUACAGCGUCCUGUGGCGUCCUCGUGAGAUUAUGAUGCAACACGCCGACACUUAGCGGAUGUGUCCGGACGUUUUUUUAUUAUUAUCCUAUGAUGAUGAGGUACGGAUGUAAAUUCCGGACGGCCUUCCUGACGCGAUGCCUGGUUUUUGUUUCAAGACCGCAGUGUUUUGACGGCAUCGUGACUUCGCGUGAAACGGUCGAUGGUGCGAAAUGCAGGACGUUGCUUGGAAUAUAUGAUAGUGAUGC